Messenger RNA from Erpetoichthys calabaricus (reedfish), 2212 nucleotides. It is a transcript of the gene hsf4, whose product is annotated as heat shock transcription factor 4. Gene Ontology annotation, molecular function: DNA-binding transcription factor activity; sequence-specific DNA binding. The transcript is spliced from 13 exons. Gene Ontology annotation, biological process: regulation of DNA-templated transcription. The record is from RefSeq and is a predicted model, not a curated record. NCBI's taxonomy places the organism in Eukaryota, Metazoa, Chordata, Cladistia, Polypteriformes, Polypteridae. Bases 478 to 1773 code for a protein of 431 amino acids.
CAGAUGUUUGACUCAACAGAUAAUCAGUUAAACUAUUUUGUUCCAGCAGCCCCUUUAACAAGUCAUUUAGCACAUUUAAUAAAUGGUCGACUUGUUCCUAACAUAGUGGGAAAAAAUUGCUUGGUAUUCAUUGAAUUCCUUGAAACAAAUGAUAGUGCAGCCCUGAGCCUCUUAUUCAGUUGUCCAUUUCAGCUGUUGCUGGUGCUUCUUUUUUUUCCAUUAUUGUGCCCAGGGCGUGACUACAUGUGCUGUAUUAUUCACCACAUUAUGAUAAUGGCCAUUGUCUGCCCUAUUCACGGCAUUAACAGGCAGUCCGAUUUUUGCUGACUUGGGCUUCUUUGGGCACAGCUGACCAGCUGCAUGAUGGACAAUGUCAGAAGAAACGAGGGCAGACACACGUGCACAGAAAUGGACUAGGCCUCUCCGUGUUUUGCCAGAGUGUAAUUCAUUGUGGAAGAAAGCGAGAGAGAAAGAGAGAUGCAGGAGUCUCAGAGUACCCUCACCGUGGAGGGUGGGUAUGCCAGUAAUGUGUCGGCUUUCUUAACAAAACUGUGGACUCUGGUAGAAGACCCUGAAACCAACCAUCUCAUCUGCUGGAGCUCUACAGGGACGAGUUUCCAUGUGUUUGACCAGGGAAGAUUUGCCAAGGAGGUUUUGCCGAAAUAUUUUAAACACAACAACAUGGCAAGCUUUGUUCGGCAACUAAACAUGUACGGGUUUCGCAAAGUAGUCAACAUUGAGCAGAGUGGCCUAGUGAAACCAGAAAGGGAUGACACAGAAUUCCAGCAUCUCUAUUUCUUACAAGGACAUGAACACCUUUUGGAGCACAUCAAGAGAAAGGUGUCCAUUCUGAAAAGUGAGGAGACAAAGGUCCGCCAAGAGGACCUCAGUAAACUGCUCUAUGAGAUGCAAGUUCUUCGAAGUCAACAGGAGAGCAUGGACUGCCAGAUGCAGGAUAUGAAACAUCAAAAUGAAGUUCUCUGGAGAGAGGUGGUCUCCCUGAGACAGAAUCACACUCAUCAACAAAAAGUUAUGAACAAGCUAAUCCAGUUCCUGUUCACCCACAUUCAGUCCAACCCCCACAGCAGCGUUGGAAUGAAACGGAAAUUACCUCUGAUGCUGGAUGAUGGGUCAACUUCCCCUCCGAUUUCCAAAUUUGGCCACCUACUGUCAAUGGAAGAUCUUCAUGAAACCUACUUUAUUCAGUCACCCUCCUCAGAAGGUGCCAUGUGCUCCAACAACACAGAAAUAGCAAGUGGACCAAUCAUUUCUGAUGUUACAGACAUGUCUCAGUCAGCUUCUCUAACCCUGCCAACACCAUCAGAAGAGUCCAGGGACAAGUGCUUGAUGUUGAUCAAACAAGAGCCAGCAAGUCCCAGCGUCCAAGCAUGUGGGGAGGCUGUGCCUCUAGGCUCCUGUGAGGUGUGCGCUGAACCGCCUGUCCUGCCAGUUUCUAUGGUACAGUCUGUCUUGGAAGGCCGAGCUUUGGGGACCUCUGGAGGGCUCUCUGAGAAAAGAGCCAAGCAUCCAGGUGUUGAGCGGCCCGAAAUGACAGAGAAUACAGAAAAUGUAGACAUGAAUUUGGAAGAUUUGCAAGUGCUUCUGCGCAGUCAUCCACAAACGCUGGAGUCUUCCUCUGUCUUGGACCCAUUUAAUGCCAGCCUGCCUCUGAAUGAGUGGAAUUUCCCUGACAUGGAAGCCCACCUCAAAUCAUAUGUAUUUCUACACCAGAGCUCAGAAGUGUACAGCGGAGCAAGGUGUGAAGAUCAGUGAACUGCUGAAACAAAAUUGAAGACCAUCAUUAAGUGCGUCAACUGGAGGAAUUUUGCAAAGGAGCACUUUCCACAUGGAAAACAAAAACCUUAGAAGUUCCCCCAUCAGUUUGAAUGAUAGCGUUUAUUUAUUUAUUUUUUUAAAUCAAAUCAACGUGUGUGCAUUUGGAGCUUGGACAUUUGUUCAGGAGAUGUGAAUUCACAGAAUUAAGUUUGGGAUGUAUUGUUUUGCUUUAAUGCAUAUAUUUAUUUGACAAUUAUUGUGGCGCUUCAACAGGAGAGUUUAGUGGUACAAUUUUGAGACUAGAGGAUGUAACAACAUCACAAAAUAUUCUGUCCUUUAAAAGAUGAUUGUUCAUCACCGUCAUACCUUAAGACAGCAGCUUCCUACUACCACCAUGCCCAUGGAUAACUACAAUGAUGACUAGCUGAUCAAAAAA